UCUUGUUGCAGAAACGUCAGAUUGAUUAUAAAAAAACGCAAACAAAUCGUGCGUAAUUUUCACAUUCCGUAUAAUUUUUCACGUUUCCUCGGUAGUUUUUCCUGUUUUAAAAUGUGAUAGCAAGUUAAACCAAAGCAUAGAAAUGACAAAACAUCCUGCUACUAUCAAACUGGUCCGUUUGACCAGUUUGUACAACGUUACGGCAAAGCAGUUUUACGCUUACGUCCGAAGUCUGCACUGCCACAUCCGGAAGCAGAAUGCCAAGAUCCGGAGGCUCCGGCGCAAACUUUUCGAGCUGAACAAGUCCCGGAAGCAAAAGACAAAGAGCUCGAUUGAAGAGGAGGUAGUGGAGGAGGAAGAGGAUGGCCAGGAGGAAGAUUUUAUGAAAGCCCUGGAGAGAGCGGAGGAACAGCAAACUCAAGCUUCGUUGGCCAAUAAACCGAUGGAUGUUAAAGCAUUCGUCGCGGACAUCAAAAAGACUGCCGAAGAGUUCAACUACCAGAAUCGGUACAUUUACGAACCGACAAGUGGGCUGUAUUACGAUCCGGAAACCGGAUACUAUUACAAUGCUAUUUACGGACUCCAUUACGAUGGCAACAAAGGUUGCUACUUAAAGUACAAUGAACAAACAGGGAAAUACGAUUUCUACUCUCAAGUGAUUCCGGAGGAGAACCUUGAGAAGGAGAAGCCCAAAACGUCCCAAAAGAAACGGAAGCAUGGCCAAACGGACCAGGAGAAACAACUGUCGGGUCGAGAUCGUCGCGGCAGUCUAAGUCCAGUUCGUGAAAGGGAUUCCAGACGACGCCGUCGUUAUCGGAGUCGAUCUCCGGGCAGACCGUAUUCGGUUUCCAGUGGUUCCUCUUCCGGCUCUACGGACCGGGAGACAAGCCGCAGACGACGCAGAAAUGGAAGGAAGGAAAAAGAGGAGAGGAAGAGAAACAGGCAAGAUAAACGAAGCCACAAGGUGGGACAUUCCGAUGACGAAAAUAAGGAGGAGGGAGAACUGGACGACAGCAGUAGCGGAGGGGAUAGUGACAACAGUGAGAAGAAAGUUAUUCUCAUCGAAUCGAGUGCUUCCGAGAGGGAAAACUCGGGCAUAGACGUUGACUUGGACAGCUAUGCGGGGAAACAUUCAGAUGUUUCGAGGAAGUACCCCCCUUCAUUAAGGCUGAUCGUCCAGGAAAGCAGUGUGGCAUCACUGAAGCAAGGUUCCCUAUUCAUAAUUACCUGCAAGGGUGGUUCACUGGGUCGGGAAGGCGACCAUGACGUCAUCAUUCCGGAUAUCAAUGUUUCCAAGUACCAUCUCAAAUUCAGCUACAACACCCGAACCGGUGCCUACCAGCUGGUGGAUCUGGGUUCUCGCAAUGGGACCUUCCUGAAUGGAACCCGCAUGGCGCCGACCAUGCAAGAAAGUGACGAAUUCGACAUAAUGCAUGGAGACGUGAUAGAUCUGACCCGGACCAAGCUGUUGUGUCACAUCCAUGAUGGGAACUUCACCUGCAGUAACUGCGAGCCGGGAUUGCUCAUGAAGACGUCCAAAAAGGGCAACGAUUCGGAUGAUGAACGUAUUACCAAACCCGUGAGCUACAAAGAGGGGAAGAAGCUGCUGCAGCGUCGCUUCGGCUUGGAGGAAGAGAAAUACGUUAAAAAACCUGAAAAAGCUGAGGUGGAAUACAAUGAUCGGGCAGCCCACCGCAGAAAGGUCAAAGGAAGCUCAAACGAGCAUGCCAAGACUGAGAUGGCUUCGUUAAACGAACAGAUCAGCAGUAAGAACAAAGGCUUCAAGAUGCUAUCGAAGCUGGGUUGGAGUGAAGGUCGGUCCCUUGGCGUCAGGGAUCAUGGACCAACGGAACCAAUUCGGCUGACCACGAACAUCGGAACCAGCGGGCUGGGUAGUCAAGCCCUGGCCGAUCCCACCGCUUUGCCCGACGAAGCAAAGGCGAACAUUUGGAGAAUGGCACAGGAGCGUUACAAGGCGUGUGCUGACGUUGAGGAAGACGGCGUCAGGCCACCAGGUGCUUCUUUGGAACAUAAGAUAAGUAGCGAAAACAGGGGUUUCCAAAUGUUGUCCAAGUUGGGGUGGAUUAGUGGGGAAACGUUGGGCAAAGAAAGCAACGAUGGGUUAAAGGAACCCAUCAAGUUGCUGACCAACGUGGGGACCAGUGGGCUCGGCAGUAAGCCCUUGGUUAAGCCAGGAGCGGAUAAAACCGCAACCGCCAAGAAUAAGACAAUUUGGAAGAAAAAACAGAGGAAAUGUCGUACUAUGAAUAUGUUUGAUGCUUCUGAUUCUGAGUAGAACAUUGAUUGUGGUAAAUGGUUUUUUGUUUUUGAACUAGAGGCUGUUGUAAGUUCCGUCGUAAAUACAUCCUAAUUGAAUUCUAAAAA
This is a messenger RNA of Aedes aegypti (yellow fever mosquito), 2385 nucleotides long. Its product is annotated as angiogenic factor with G patch and FHA domains 1. Gene Ontology annotation, molecular function: protein binding; nucleic acid binding. The record is from RefSeq and is a predicted model, not a curated record. The transcript is spliced from 7 exons. Lineage: Eukaryota; Metazoa; Arthropoda; Insecta; Diptera; Culicidae. The coding region runs from base 143 to 2296 and encodes 717 amino acids.